Molecule: messenger RNA, 3415 nt
Organism: Engraulis encrasicolus (European anchovy)
Lineage: Eukaryota; Metazoa; Chordata; Actinopteri; Clupeiformes; Engraulidae
Gene: etv6
Product: ETS variant transcription factor 6
Exons: 10
Coding region: 944-2680 (578 amino acids)
Biological process (GO): cell differentiation; regulation of transcription by RNA polymerase II
Cellular component (GO): nucleus
Molecular function (GO): DNA-binding transcription factor activity, RNA polymerase II-specific; sequence-specific DNA binding
Source: RefSeq, a predicted model, not a curated record
UUCAUAAAACCCCACCACAUAGCCCAUAUGAUUGAACCGUGACCCACACAGGUGGCAAAACUAAUUAGUGAAAUCUUCUAUCCAAGAAAAAAAAUGCAGCCAACCUCGGUUCUCUCCUUCAGGAGUAAAAUAAAAGUUAUUUUAUAUACAAGUUUACACAUUAGGCCAAUAAAAUAUAGGCACAGUAGCCUAUAGCCUAAUGUAAACCCAAAAUUGCGUUAUGUUGUCUUGGGAAAGCAUUAGAAGGUUCUUGAUUAUGUUGUUCCUUUAUACAAACUUUAAAGUGUUUGUUGUCGUUUCUCUUUCCUCCUUUUGGAAACUCGUUCCCUAUCUGAACUUGAAUGUGCGCGCUAACCCAAAUUCCUCAUUUACCGUCCACACGUCGGGGAGUGAGACGGCGUGGGACGCUUUGGUCAAUAUCCUCCUGAUUCUGAAUCAGCCCAGCCCGCCGUGGUCCUACGAAACGCUCUCAUGAGAAUACUACCAUUACUGAUCUAGACACUGCUGUUGACCACGGUUGUAUUUGGCUACACCCACAAUGUUAAACAUGAUCGGCUAUUUCCUGAGUCGUGUUGCCUUUAAGGGGCUGCUCUCGGUGCUAGGAAUUCACGUCAUUUCGACACUAACGCAUCCAAAUCAAUGAGGACUGCGUUGUACUGCCUUCUACAGAGAAGUCUUCCAGGAAGAAAUUAACCAUCGCCACGCCAAAAUGUAGCGCUCAGCACACCAAGCGCCAAGGAAAAACAAAAGAAGUUGAAUGCGCCUUUGACAGCUACUACGCAAAAUGGAUUAACAAAACACCCAAAAAUACAUUCUUUGCAGUGCGAAUGUAACCUAAUCCAAGCCCAGGACUCGGACGUGGGUGUUUUUUGUUCAGGGUUACUUCAAGGAAAAGGAGGAAAGGAAAGUGGAAACAGGAGAACUUCCUGAAUUUGAACAAGACAUGUCCGAUUCUCCGUCGCAGAUCACGGUCAAGCAGGAGAGGAGCCCGGCCUUCAACCCUUCUUCAUCGGCGAGCCCGCUGCCAAUCUCCACUUCCUCUCCGUCUCCGUUCCAUGCCCUGGCCCGCGCCGCCCCUUCCCCCGCCCCCUCCCCCUCCCCUGCUACCGCCCCCACCCUCUCCACCACCCCCACCACCCAGGCCGGCAGGAUGGAGGAGCAACCAGGCAGUCUGCCCGCACACCUGCGCCUUCAGCCGGUCUUUUGGAGCCGCGAUGACGUAGCGCAGUGGCUGAGAUGGGCGGAGCAUGAGUUCGCCCUUCGGCCAAUCACGAGCCGGAGUUUCCAGAUGAACGGUAAAGCCCUGCUGCUGCUCACCAAAGAGGACUUCCGAUACCGCUCGCCACACUCAGGCGACGUCCUCUACGAGCUUCUGCAGCACAUCCUGAAACAAAGGAAGCCGAGUCUCUCCUACCCCUCAGCGUACUUCCCCAACAACUCAUUCCUCUCCCUCUCAGAGACAGAACUACAGCAUCCCAAACUGGAAGAAACGGUACGUCGAGCUCCCCGCAGCACGGACGGCGGAGCGCAGCACCCCCCCACCAUCGAGCUGCGCCACCGCCACCGCUCGCGCUCCCCCCACCACCCCCUGCAACACAUACGCCUCUCGCCCCCGGUCCUCCUGCACCCCUCCUCCUCUUCCUCUGUCGCAGCCUCCGAGGACCCCUCCUCGCAGCAGCAGGCGUCCUCGCAGCUGCCCGACGGCAAUCACAACCACCACCCUCACCAUCAUCACACGUCAUCCGACGACCUGUACCCGCUGUCCGUCUCCCCGGCCGCCCAGCCCACCAACGGGCACUGCGCCGCCCCGCCGCCACCCCGGGAGUCUGUGUCGUCGCGGCGAGGCCCCAGCCCGAGGCGAGGUGCCAGCCCCAGGAAUGGCGGUGGCGCCUCUAGGGACGGGCAGGAUGACCCGGCGCCCCCUCCGCGAGUGAUCCAGCUGAUGCCCAGCGCCAUCAUGCACCCGCUGCUGCUGAGCCCUGGUAGGGCCGGCGCGGGGGGAGACUACCGGCAUGCCAGAGGGGGCGUCAUGCAUGCGGCGGCGGUGGCAGCGGCAGCGGCGGCGGCGGCCGCACAUCAGGAAAACGAGCGGGAUGGCGGUGGUCAUGGGGGUAAAGGGGCCUGGCAUCACCACCACACGCUGGCAUCGUCCCACCACCCCCAUCAUCAGCUGACCCAGGGCACGCACCCUCACGGGCAUCACCAGGAGGAGGGAAGGUACCGGAACCACCAUGUCAUCGUGCCCGUGUCACCACCCGAGGACCAGGGCAUGCCCAUCGGGCGCAUAGCAGACUGCAGGCUGCUGUGGGACUAUGUGUACCAGCUCUUGUCGGAUAGUCGCUAUGAGAACUACAUCCGCUGGGAGGACCCAGACACCAAAGUCUUUCGCAUCAUGGACCCCAAUGGUCUGGCACGACUCUGGGGCAACCACAAGAACAGGACCAACAUGACAUAUGAGAAGAUGUCACGAGCAAUGAGACACUACUACAAACUCAACAUCAUCAGGAAGGAACCGGGACAAAGACUUCUGUUCAGGUUUAUGAAGACGCCGGAUGAGAUCAUGAACGGGACAUCAGAGCGCCUGGAGCACCUGGAGUCAGACACUGAUGAACAGAGCUACGUCAAGGGAGAGAGCCCCAAGGAGGAAAUUAAGCAAUUCUACGUGAAGGAGGAAUGUUGAGCUGAGCUGACGGCGACCGCGUGAGACGCACGGACUGUUUUAAUACCACAGAUGCCUCAUACAGUUAUGUCUGCUCUGAACAAUCAGUCACUCACAUCUGCACUAGUGCGCAGCACCCACUGUGGAGCUCCCACCCGAUGGAGAGAGAAACAUGGAGAGUGAGAGAGAGGGAGAGAUGGACAGAGAAAUGGAGAGAAGGAGAUGGUAUUCCAAACAUGAAAGUGGACUCCUGUGUUUUUUAUUGACCAAGCAGCAAAACACAAACGGGAAACUGAGAGGGGACUUUGUCGAAGCUCCAAUGCGUUCUCUGUAGAAUGGCCUUUUCUAGAAUGCUGUGUCCUCUUUAGGACACAAUCUGUUCUUUUUAGAAUGCAAUAUUUUCUCUGUGGAACACAAUGUGUUCUCUAUAGGAUGGAUUGUGCUCUCUUUAGGGGGGAAAAAAUCUUGCUUUUGACAUGUCAUGGGGUUGGAGAUAGUAAAGGCCCUUUAUUCCUCCUGCCUUGCUUGUACAGAUGGCCUUUUUGUCCAAAUCAAUGAAUUCACAUCUUUUUUGCUGAUUUAUUUUUCUCUGAUUUUUUUUCUUUAUUUUUAUCUUGUGUAUAUUGAAUAAGGGUAUGGCAAUUUGUGUUUUUUUUUUUUAACAGAGGGGUAUUAUAGAGGCUUAUGCUGUUGUGACGAUGUUUUCUUUCUGGAUCCACAAAUGAAUUUUUUGAAAAUAAAAAUGGUCACCCCUGA